Molecule: messenger RNA, 1290 nt
Organism: Adineta ricciae
Lineage: Eukaryota; Metazoa; Rotifera; Eurotatoria; Adinetida; Adinetidae
Source: the annotation of a GenBank genome assembly
AUGUUGGUUCAUUCAUUUCCUACUACGUAUAUAUUCAUUGUUAUCCUUUCAUUAACAUGCGGAUCGCUCUCAUCUGUUCCGAUACGAACAGAGCAAUCUAACGAAAAUUUCGUUCAAAAUCAAGACGAAUUUAUUCCUACGAACGAAUGGCAAAUCGUGAAAGAAGGUCAAGCAAUUCCACCCGGUCUGCAUGUUCGGUUAAAUUUACAAACAGGUCUCCGGGAAGCGAAACUACUCGAUAAGAACGAAGAGCAAAAAGAAUCUGCAAACGAUCUCGUACCUGUAUCAAAUGAUGACGCCCAAGAGCAAGAACGUAUUAGUAGAGAAAAUCUCGAACGAGCAUUCGCUAAUCUUGAUUUAAGCAAAGACGAUGUAACCACUGAUGAAAAACAUGAAGAAGAAGUUAAAGCAAAAUACCGUCCAUAUGAUGAACUAAAGAAAGAUUUCGAACAGAUGAAUAUGAAAGUUCAAACUGAUCACGAACUUCUCACUGAUCUUCUAAAACAAUUGAACGCAACGAACAAUAAUGAAAACCGGAAAACAAUUUUAACUGAUUUAGAAUUUUAUCUUCAUCAAUAUGAUAACGCCAUUUUAUUUUCCGAUAUGCACGGACUUGAAUUAUUGAUUCAGCUAUUAAAUUCAACGAAUGUCAAUAAUGAUGUACGUCAUUUAACUUGUUUGACACUAGGCGCCGCUUUCCAAGGCAAUCCGAAAGUUCAAUUGAAAGCAUUAAACCUUGGUUUUGUUCCAUAUUUGCUACGUUUAUUGAACAUUGAAGUCGAUGAUAAUAUCCGAUUCCGGCUUAUGUUUACUCUAUCAACCCUGUUGAGAAAUUUUCCGCAAGCACAGAGAAGUUUUCUCGAACACGGUGGAAUCGAAACGAUCGUUACACUGAUUGAUCAAACAGAACCAAACAAUAAGAUACAACUCAGAGCAAUUGAAUUGAUGAAUGAUUUAAUAGUCGAAAAGGAUCAAGAGACUGCGGACAAAAGAAAUGUUUAUGAUAGCAUCGAUAUCCGUGAUCGGUUGGUGAAAUACGAUUGGUGUGCAAAGGUAUCGCAUCGUUUAACUUCAAACGAUAUGCACAAUUUUGACCAGAUUGAAAGGCUACUAACAGCAAUGAUAUCUUUCACAGAUGUGUGUCGAACGAAUUUUAUGUCUUUACUUCCAAUGUUGGAGAAACUAAACGACGUUUAUACCAAAGCGAAUCCAAACGAAGUUUCAACAUUCACUGAUCUCUUAACUAAUCUUCGUGCACAAUUGAAACAGACUUCGUCGAACGAUCUAUAG